Molecule: messenger RNA, 1286 nt
Organism: Blepharisma stoltei
Lineage: Eukaryota; Ciliophora; Heterotrichea; Heterotrichida; Blepharismidae
Source: the annotation of a GenBank genome assembly
AUGGAUCCUCCAUAUAUUACGCCUUUUAAGUUAGAUGCCAAUCUCAGGGCUCACAAAGAUCAAGCACCAAUUUUCCAUCAAGGUGAAGUCAUUGAAAAUGUCCAACGAGUAUCCGAAAUACGCUCUACUAUAGACGACUCUGAACUCAGUAAAAAUAUCGAUAAACUUAUAAAAACCAUAAGCGACUAUAUAAACGAAGAUUUCAACACAAAAGCUGGCACUAAAGACGAGCCUUUAUUUUGCCUGCCUGAUUUUUCAAGAUCUAUUCUUGAAAAAUCCCAACUUGCCAGAGAUUUAACGGAUCUCUUAAUCCAAUGCCGAAAUAAUAGAGAUUCAGCGAUUCCUAGAGAAAGUUUUUAUUCUGCACAAGAAAAACGAGUCUCCAAAAAUGUUUCGCAAAGCAGGUCUUGAAAAGAGCUUCUAUCAGCUUUAUUUGACCCUCAAGCUGAAGGGAUUUAUUUAUCCUCAUCAGAAAUAGCCGUACUGCUGUCAACAAUCUUGCAUUAUUGUGCUACGUCGGGAACUCAAGAUAUCAAGGAUGUUCUUUAUAGGAAGCAGAUCGAAUAUAUACUAAUUUAUAUAAAUAUAUUAUUAGCUUCCUCACUUUAAAUUGGAAAUUAUGUUCCUAUUAAGGGAAUUAAUUUUUUUAAAAAAAUUCUAUGAUUAAUUGAUUCAGUUUAAAAACUGUUUAAAUAAAAUUCAAUUUUUUCUAUUAAAUUACGUCAAAAUCAGUUUAGAAUAUAUUUAAUAUUUUUCACCUAUAAAAUUUUAUAUAUAAAAAAAAAUUAUUUCGAGUCUUGAUGUACCAAAAAUUCGAAGUUUUACCGAUAUUCUGUUCUAACUUAAAAGGGGGGGAGUAAGCAUCUUUAUAUAUAAUAAUGUAUUUCUUUUAAAAAAGGCAUAUCAAUACAGCACAAAAAAUCAGCAAAGUAAAAACUUUAUUAAGAAAAGGAGAAGAUGAAAGAGAAUUUCUAUUUGAGUCCAAUGCAAAGCUAGCAGAAACUAUUAAAACAUUAAAGAAACAAGAGGCUUUAUUAGAAAGACAAGUAGAAGACAGCAUGGUUGAAAAUUAUUCUAACGAAGAACACUUUAAUCAAUUAAGCCAAGAACUAAAAGAAGCCAAAGAUACGCUAAAAGAGCUUUUAAGAGGCAACAGAACUUCAAGUGUUGUUUUGCCUGAAUCCUUACAUAAUCGAAGCAGCGGCUCAAACAUAAAAACUAGGAGAUUUGACAUUGACUCGGAAGAAAGAGAUUCAUCGAAUCCUUUUGAAGAAGAAACCUUGUAA